GUCAAACAGUUGGAAAAAAUAACAGAAAGAAUUUUAAGUGAAAAUCUUCAUAAUACGGACUAUAAUGCCAUUCACUGCAAAGAAAAAAGUCAACUGUUGGCUUCUUUAAUUAUGGACCGUAUUAAAAAUGUAGUGGAAAGCAGUUUUAAAAUUGUUGCUGCUGUGAGUAUAGGUAGUUUAACAGAACAACCAGGCAUGCAAUUUGGUAGUCGUUGUCUGUGGAACAAAGAAACGGACCAUUUUAUUAGUGUUAAAUACUCGAAUAAUCAUAUAUUUGCGGUGGCUAUGGUAUAUUGUUUGUAUUUUGAA
Lottia gigantea (owl limpet) is the source of this 309-nucleotide messenger RNA. RefSeq lists its product as hypothetical. Gene Ontology annotation, biological process: microtubule-based movement. Gene Ontology annotation, molecular function: dynein intermediate chain binding. Gene Ontology annotation, cellular component: cytoplasmic dynein complex; cytoplasm. NCBI's taxonomy places the organism in Eukaryota, Metazoa, Mollusca, Gastropoda, Lottiidae. The annotation marks the transcript as partial. The transcript has a single exon. The record is from RefSeq and is a predicted model, not a curated record.